AUGGGCAUAGUCUGCACUACUUUUGUCAAGGAAGUCAUGUACAGGCUUCUAGUUAUCGGGCUCGACAAUGCAGGAAAAACCUCUGUUCUCUGCCACCUAGCGAAUGUAGCCGCGACCAACAGGAGCAUCGUGAAGAGCGUGGGAACCGCGCCUACAGUUGGUACCCAAAUGGUCGAAUUCCACAGACGGAACGUCGGCUGGGUAGCUUGGGAUAUGUCGGGUCAAGGGCGAUAUCGCGACCUUUGGGUUUCUCACGCAUCGCAUGUUCACGGCGUGAUCUUCGUCGUCGAUGUCACGGACCGCGCGAGAAUUGCAGUGGCUAGGGAGGAGCUUCACGGAAUACUGACGUCAAGAGCUUUUCGACAGGGAAACACACCGGUCGCGAUCUUGGCGAACAAAUACGACGUCAUUACGGGGGCACCGGCCGGCGGUGUCAAUAAUAGUGGUCGUGAUGGCUGCCUUUCUCUAGAGAACGUGUGCAUUGCACUUGCGGUUGACACGCUUCAGGUGCACCGCCCCACCCGCGCCUUCGCCACGAGCGCUUUGACAGGGGAAGGGAUCGAGGAGGCCAUGGAUUGGUUGACCGUGCAUGCCACAAACAGAUAA
Messenger RNA from Ectocarpus siliculosus, 606 nucleotides. The record is from the annotation of a GenBank genome assembly. Lineage: Eukaryota; Phaeophyceae; Ectocarpales; Ectocarpaceae.